AUGUCGCUGAAACUCAGUUCAAUCACCAAUGCCAUCACUGCUCAACCCGGCACCGACGCCAAGCUCAAUCCGUUCAACACAGAUUGGAGUACUAAAUAUUUCGAGUCGUGCAGUCCAAUUAAAGAUGGCAUUAUAUAUUGCAUCUGUGGAUGCUGCUGUGCGGGUCUGUUGCAUGGGCGCGCUGGUGAGCAUUUUUGUUCCUGCCUAUUUCCCGGUGCAACGCUAGCACUGCGAACAAAGAUCCGUAUGGCCUAUUGCAUUCGAGGCUCACUCAUCGAAGAUUGUUUGGCAACAUGUUGCAGUCCCUGUUUAUUACUUCAAAUGAAAAAAGAACUCGAUCAUCAUAAUGUUCCAGAUCCCUCUGCCAACUAA
Molecule: messenger RNA, 372 nt
Organism: Rotaria sordida
Lineage: Eukaryota; Metazoa; Rotifera; Eurotatoria; Philodinida; Philodinidae
Source: the annotation of a GenBank genome assembly